UCGCCCCUCGAUCUGCUGGUGUCGCUCUCCCCCCAACCCAACGCCCUUACCCCGAGUCUCUACAUAAGUUAAUAAUAGUAAAAAUACCAGAUCUCUAACUCUUUCCUAAUUCCAUUAUUGUACGAUUCUUCCCCCCCCCUCCUUUCGCGGGAAAACGAUGGUCUCCUCCUCCAACGUCUCUACCCCAAACCCUUCAUCCUCGGAAUACACGUUCCCGUCGCAUCGAUUACGAGCGCUACAAGACAGAACCAAGACGCCCUUGGUCCUGGUAGCGUGCGGGAGCUUCUCGCCAAUAACGCACAUGCAUUUGCGUAUGUUCGAGAUGGCGGUGGAUCACGUCAAGCAAGGGAUGAACGAGUUUGAGGUUGUGGGCGGGUACUUGAGUCCUGUCAGUGAUCGAUAUAAUAAGGCUGGUUUGGCGAGUGCGGCUCAUCGAGUACGAAUGUGCGAACUAGCUUGCGACGAGACCUCUGACUGGCUAAUGGUUGACCCUUGGGAAGCCGUACAACCAGAGUACCAACCCACAGCGGUAGUCCUCGACCACAUCUCUCACGAAAUAAACCACAACCUCGGCGGCAUUCCCUACCCUACACCCCCACCCCUAUCCACCAACCACCUAGCUGUGCCCCCUACCACUACCACUCUACGUAAACCCGCCCGAGUAAUGCUCCUCGGGGGAUCCGACCUCCUACAGACAAUGUCGCAACCGGGUGUUUGGUCGCAGUCUGACCUCAACCACAUCCUCACCACUCACGGUCUCUUCAUAAUUGAGCGAUCCGGCAGCGACGUUUCCGACGCCCUCGCCCCGCUGAAGGAGUGGAGCGAUGCCAUGGGAAAGAACUGGAUGGAGAACAUACAUGUUGUUCGCCAGUUGAUUGCCAAUGAUAUCAGCUCCACACGCAUCAGGCAAUUUCUUAGGCAGGGGAUGAGCGUGCAGUAUCUUUUGCCGAAUGUCGUGAUUGAGUACAUCCGCGAGAGGGGGUUGUAUAGAGAUGUGGAGGAUUUCAGGGAGAGCAGGGCAAGUUCUAUGCCCCCGCUUAGACGGGGGGCGGUUGAUCGCGCUGUUAGGAAGAAGAGUGGGUUUGUCGAAGCUGAAGGUGGUGAGGCGGAUGGUGGCAAUGAGGGGGAGGGGGAGACGAGGGGGAGGGAGGUAUAGUUGGUCUAAAGGGAAGGGUGGGGAGGCUUAACUUGAGAGGCAGUCAUCAGACCAACGGAAGAGAAGUGUAUACUGUGGAACGAAGCUAGACGUGAAUAUGAGGAGUUGCUUUUUUGUUUUUAUUCCUCCCUUUCCUCUCCCUCCUUAUUCAUCUGUUUACUUAUCCUAUUUCUAGAAGUUUUAGAUUGUAUUGUACCGGUACCUUGUGCUUUAACAUUAUGAUCAUUAAAUACCGUAGCCAUUUACACAAAUCAUCACUCGAGGGACAUCUCCGCAACAAAAAUAGAACUUCAGCAAGUCUGCCCCGGCUCCCCGAGGGAGUUAACCGCGAGGUGGAAGGACUACAUGCGGUACAGCGCUCUUUCGGAAGUACUACCAUAUAGUGCACUUAUUGGCACACACGCGCGCCAGAUCCUCAAUCUGCGCCCCGUAACCCAGCGAAAUCCAUCUGACGCAUACUCACUCCAUCUCUGGCCUUCUAGGUAUCACUUCCCCAUCGCAAUGCCAAACUACCGUCACGCAUCGUGGGUUAUCAUUGCUGAAUAAUCACCACCCAGCGCAACGAGGGGGGGAGAAGAGAAAAAGAGAAAAAAAAAGGCAACUUCCUAAUAGCAUAAAGCACAAGUCUUGAUAUCUUAGGAAAAAUUAAUCACUUCCCAGAUGAACCGGGCACGAUAGAGUCAGAGCAGGAAGGUAGCUGCCGAGGUCAACAUACCUUAUCCCCCAAUAAUCAAAAUCUCGCGACAUCCCCCAAAAUUCUGAGGAGCGCUUCACUUGCCCUGCACUGAGGGUUUUCUUUUCGAUUUUUAUACGCCGGCAUUCCACAAGAUACCUUUGUGUAGCCGCUGACGGUGGCCCUCGAGGUAUAAUAUGGCGCUAGCAUCACUUGUUGAUAUGUAUCAUAUCAUACAUGGCGGUUAACACCCGGGGUCAUUGGCCUCCACAUAUUCUCAAUGGGAUGGGUGAAAUGGGUAUCUGUUGGCG
Messenger RNA from Tuber melanosporum (Perigord truffle), 2140 nucleotides. RefSeq lists its product as uncharacterized. The record is from RefSeq and is a predicted model, not a curated record. Bases 158 to 1156 code for a protein of 332 amino acids. The transcript is spliced from 2 exons. Gene Ontology annotation, molecular function: nicotinamide-nucleotide adenylyltransferase activity; nicotinate-nucleotide adenylyltransferase activity. NCBI's taxonomy places the organism in Eukaryota, Fungi, Ascomycota, Pezizomycetes, Pezizales, Tuberaceae. Gene Ontology annotation, biological process: NAD+ biosynthetic process.